This is a messenger RNA of Balaenoptera musculus (blue whale), 2194 nucleotides long. It is a transcript of the gene E2F4, whose product is annotated as E2F transcription factor 4. Gene Ontology annotation, cellular component: RNA polymerase II transcription regulator complex. NCBI's taxonomy places the organism in Eukaryota, Metazoa, Chordata, Mammalia, Artiodactyla, Balaenopteridae. Gene Ontology annotation, biological process: regulation of transcription by RNA polymerase II. The record is from RefSeq and is a predicted model, not a curated record. The transcript has 11 exons. Bases 49 to 1380 code for a protein of 443 amino acids. Gene Ontology annotation, molecular function: protein dimerization activity; RNA polymerase II cis-regulatory region sequence-specific DNA binding; DNA-binding transcription factor activity, RNA polymerase II-specific.
GCGCCGGCCUGGCCUGGCCUGGCUGAGGGGAGGUGGCGGGAGGGCGCUAUGGCGGAGGCCGGGCCGCAGGCGCCGCCGCCCCCGGGCACACCAAGCCGGCACGAGAAGAGUUUGGGACUUCUCACUACCAAGUUCGUGUCGCUUCUGCAGGAGGCAAAGGACGGCGUGCUUGACCUCAAGCUGACUACUCCAGACCAAGUCUCACCUGAGAGUGGGGCUGAGCAUUCCCCACUCUCUUCUGCCUGCCAGGCAGCUGACACCCUAGCUGUUCGCCAGAAGCGGCGGAUUUAUGACAUUACUAACGUGCUGGAAGGUAUCGGGCUGAUCGAGAAAAAAUCCAAGAAUAGCAUCCAGUGGAAGGGCGUGGGGCCUGGCUGCAAUACCCGGGAGAUCGCGGACAAGCUGAUUGAGCUCAAGGCAGAGAUCGAGGAGCUGCAGCAGCGAGAGCAAGAACUAGACCAGCACAAGGUGUGGGUGCAGCAGAGCAUCCGGAACGUCACAGAGGACGUGCAGAACAGCUGCUUGGCCUACGUGACUCAUGAGGACAUCUGCAGAUGCUUUGCUGGAGACACCCUCCUUGCCAUCCGGGCCCCGUCGGGCACCAGCCUGGAGGUGCCCAUCCCAGAGGGCCUCAAUGGGCAGAAGAAGUACCAGAUUCACCUGAAGAGCGUAAGUGGCCCCAUCGAGGUGCUGCUGGUGAACAAGGAGGCAUGGAGCUCACCACCUGUGGCGGUGCCUGUGCCGCCACCUGAAGAUCUGCUCCAGAGCCCACCUGCUGUCUCUACUCCUCCGCCUCUGCCCAAGCCUGCUCUGGCCCCGCCCCAGGAUGCCUCACGCCCAAGCAGUCCCCAGGUGACCACCCCCAACCCUGUUCCCGGCAGCACCGAAGCCCAGGGGGUGGCCGGUCCAGCCGCUGAGCUCACAGUGAGUGCUGGCCCUGGAACCGAUAACAAGGACGGUGGUGAGCUCAGCUCCCUCCCGCUGGGCCUGACAGCACUGGACACCCGGCCGCUGCAGUCCUCUGCCCUGUUGGACAGCAGCAGCAGCAGCAGCAGCAAUAGCAGUUCAUCCGGACCCAACCCUUCUACCUCCUUUGAGCCCAUCAAGGCAGACCCCACAGGUGCCAAAGCUGGCCAGCCCCCUGCCAUCAACCAGAGCUCUGCCAGCCAAGUUCUGGAGCUCCCCAAAGAGCUGUCAGAAAUCUUUGAUCCCACUCGAGAGUGCAUGAGCUCAGAGCUCUUGGAGGAGCUGAUGUCCUCAGAAGUGUUUGCACCCCUCCUCCGCCUUUCUCCACCCCCUGGAGACCACGAUUACAUCUACAACCUGGAUGAGAGUGAAGGUGUCUGUGACCUCUUUGAUGUGCCUGUUCUCAACCUCUGACUGACAGGGGCAUGCCCUUUGUGGCUGGGACACAGACUGUCUAACCUGGGGGCUGCCUGGGGACCUCCCCCCACCCCACCCCUGCACAGCUUGAGAGCCGUAGACUCCUGGCUUCCCCAGCCUUCCCUCACUGCACAGUUCUGGCCACAAGUCCCACUCCUGCACCAACACCUGAACACCUGUUCUGUGCUGGGAGAGCAGGGAAAAGGGGCUUAGCCCUCUCCGCUGUGGAGCCAAAGUGUUUGCCGCUCCUUUUUGGGGGCCUUCCCCUACCUGGUAGCCUCCCCCGGCCCUCCCAGAGUUCAGUUUCAGCUGCCACCCAGUGGCACAGAUCCAAGGACCCUCCGUCACCCUCCUAGGGCAGCGUGUCCAGCCCCACUGCCCUGUACCUGCCAGCCCCUCCCCCUCCAGGAGGAAGCAUGGAGUGGGGCUGGGCACUUGCCAGCACCUAGCCUAGCCUCCUUCACUUCUCCCCACGCGGAUCACACAGCUCCUUCUGUACCGCUCGUGUGCCCCCUUUCUGCUGGACCCUUGGCCCUGAGAACCUGUUGGGGCAGGCAGGUUGCUAACAGGAGUAAUGGAGAUCUCUAGCUAGGAAUCUGGGCGGGAGAGUCCCUGAGGAUUGGCCCGGCCUCCCUCUGCCCCGCAGUCCCCCUCUUGUUUAUUCAUUUAUCCUCAUUUAGAGCCAUUUGCAGAGAUUUAGAAAGAUUUGCAGUAACGAAUGGAUUCCUAUAUAAAGAUUAUUUUUAUACUUUUUGCAACAAAAGGAAAUUGUAAUAUUUGUACAGUGUCCAAGUGAAUAAAGACCAUGCCU